AUGGCCACUCCCGCCCGACCCGACUUCGACCGCCGUCGCUCUUCCUCACGAACUCGCGACGCCCAGCGAUCGGUCCCGACGAGUCCAGUCGGCAGUCCUCCUCAACUACAGAGCAUCCUCAAGCGCCAUCCAGCGGACCAAGAACGUCGAGCGCGUAUCGAUGGACCCAGCUCGCCCGGGACAGGCGGCGUAGAAGGAGGAAUCGCCUCGCUUGCGGUGGGGGACUCGUCGGCUGAGGCGCUGAGCGCUGAGACGAGCGGGAGGGACACGCCGGCUUGGGUUGCGACGACGGUUGAUAGCAAGACUGGGUUCAUCAGGAGGGUUGCGUUCAAUACGUUUGAUGCGGGCGAGGAACUCGAGGGAAAGGCCAAGGCGACCGGCGGAGGGACUGGCAUCCACUACUCGUUCACCUUGUCGGCCAAGUCCGCCAUUUACUGCCGGAGCCGCUGGAGCCGGACUUUCCUCGUUGCGACUGACUUGAACGAGUACUCGGUCAACGCGACAAACUGGCUCCUUACGUCCUUCCUCGAGGACAAUGAUGAAGUCGUCGUCCUGCGCGUUAUCGAGCCUGGCAGCUCGGCGCACAACGCGUGGAGGGCGAGUAUGGAGGAGGCGAAGGACGAGGCGGAGGGCGUGUUGGCGUACUUGAUGAAGAAGAACGGGGACACUAGACCGAUAUCGGUUAUCGUCGAGUUCGCCAUCGGUCCUAUAGAAGAGACGAUUCAUCGCAUGAUCGAAAUCUACAAGCCCGACUCUCUCAUCGUCGGUACUCGCGGACGACCAGACUCGCUCUUCAAGUCGGCGUUCAUGGGGUCCAUCUCUCGAUGGGCCGUCGCUCGCUCGCCUGUUCCCGUCGUCGUCGUCCGACCAGACGACAAAGUCCGAGAAGGGCUCGAGCGGCGACUGCAAGACCAGAAGCGCGGGCGGUCCUACGUCUCGCUGUUGUCGGAGAAGGAGCGCAAGCAGCUCAGCCAGUCGCAAGUCUCGGUCAAGGUUACGCCUGUCGAGGAAGGGUCCCGCACGACGACUUCGACGCCGCGACCUUCGACCGACACCUCCUCGCUAUCGGCUUCCAACGGUGCGCCGCUUGAACGGACGGUCACAGCGCCUGCCCAGGACGACAGAAGCGAUGACGAGGAGGAAGAUCCGCGAGCCGGCGCCGCACCAGCGCGCACGACCUCGUCCAAGGGCAACAGCAGCAGCGGAGGCGGGUUGAUGGCCGCCCUCGGGUUCGGGAAGAAGAAGGACAAGGGCAAGGAGUUCAAGCGUUUCGGAACGUUCUCGUAG
Messenger RNA from Rhodotorula toruloides NP11, 1287 nucleotides. Its product is annotated as Usp (universal stress protein) family protein. The transcript has 6 exons. Lineage: Eukaryota; Fungi; Basidiomycota; Microbotryomycetes; Sporidiobolales; Sporidiobolaceae. Bases 1 to 1287 code for a protein of 428 amino acids. The record is from RefSeq and is a predicted model, not a curated record.